UGCGUACUGUUCUUCUCCUCUUAAAACCCUACCUACGCUCCUCCCAUAAAACCGCUAUAUUCCAGUCGUAUCACCACCCCUUGUCGGCGGCGCUUCUGUAAUUGUGGAUUUUCAAUUGAAGAGGAGAGUGAAAGUAGAAAAGCCUCCCAAUUCCAGUGAUAACUAUUGUACUACUGAACCUCAGAGUAAUUAUUUCCAAGAGAAAUGAAUGAAGAAGCAUUUGUCGAUACCAACUUUCCUUUAUUUUCAAAGAAGACGAAGAAGAGUUUUUCCAAACACCCUCAAAAUUCACACAUUCAAGUCCCAAAACAAAACCCCGAAAUAUGUAUUGAAGAACAUCUACAAAUCGAAAAGCAGACGCCGCUCUCUAAUGAUAAUGAGGAUUUGUCUUCCACUCCUAAUUUCUCCGAUUUAGGGCUUUCGGAAUGGGCUACACAAACCUGUUUAGAGCUCGGAAUGAAGAAACCAACUCAAGUACAACGAUAUUGCAUUCCCAAAAUACUUGCAGGAAAUGAUGUAUUAGGUAUUGCUCAUACUGGAAGUGGGAAAACUGCUGCAUUUGUCCUCCCAAUCCUUCAUAGCUUAGCAGACGAUCCAUAUGGGGUUUUAGCUCUUGUUGUUACCCCUACUAGGGAAUUAGCAUUUCAAUUGGCCGAGCAAUUUCGUGCGCUUGGUUCAUCGUUGCACGUUCGUUGUACGGUUGUAGUUGGUGGCAUGGAUAUGAUCACUCAGUCCAAGGCGUUAAUACAAAGGCCGCAUAUUGUUAUCACAACUCCGGGAAGAAUUAAGGUGCUCCUUGAAGAUAACCCUGAUAUAUCUUCAGUCUUUUCCCGAACCAAGUUUCUUGUGUUAGACGAAGCUGAUCGCGUUCUUGAUGUUGACUUUGAGGAGGAGCUGAGAGUUAUUUUCAAGUGGUUGCCUAAAAAACGGCAAACUUUAUUAUUUUCUGCAUCGAAAUCUGGUGAUCUACAAGCACUGCUUGAGCUUUCUUCUAACAAGGCAUUCUGUUUUGAGGCACAUGAAGGCCUUCAAACUGUCGACUCUCUUACACAGAAGUAUCUUACUGUUCCCGAACAUGUUAAACAUAUAUAUCUUAGUUAUAUUUUAUCAAAGAUGGAAGAUAUGGGUGUACGGUCAGCCAUUGUAUUCUUCAAUAGUUGCAGCAAGUGCCACAAACUGGCUAAGAUGUUUGAAGUGCUUGAUCAAAAGGUAGCAGAACUGAACUCCACAUUACCAACGCAUGGAAGACUAGCUUCUAUACACCGUUUUAAGUCAGGGCAGGUUCCUAUAUUGCUGGCUACAGGAGUUGGCGAACGUGGGUUAGAUAUUCCGACGGUCGAUUUAGUCAUACUUUAUGACAUACCAAGGGAUCCGGUUGCAUAUGUUCAUAGGGUGGGACGUACUGCAAGGGCAGGUAGAGGGGGGCUUGUGGUCAGCAUGGUUUCUGGGAAUGAGGUGGAACUUCUGCACGAAAUAGAAGCAAAACUUGGGAAGAAAAUGGAAGAGUUUGAAUAUAAGGAAAAAGAGGCUCUUGCUGACAUGUCUAAGGUUAACAAGGCAAGGAGGGUUGCGGAUAUGAAGCUGUUUGAUGAUGGCUUUGAUGAUUCAAUGAAAAUGCGCAAGAAGCAAAGGCUGAAAAUUUUAGCUGAGAAGAACCAAAAGCGAAAUAAAAUACUAUAAGUACACUAGUGGAUUUGUUGAAAAAGUUUAUUGUAUCUUAGUAUUACACUGACCACAGCCAAAAUUGUGUUUAAGCUGCAUUUUGCUCAGCAGCUUUUAUUUGGAUUUGGAUUUGGAUUUGGAUUUGGAUAUAGAUAUAUGCUUAGGCUUUCAAAAUAGUCUGUGAAGGAACAUUGUUGAGGAGUUUGUUGGAUACAUGCAUCAAUGAUGUACUCAUGUACGAAAAAUGUAAUUGUCAUGCUUCUUGACUUUGUAAUGAAAGACUAUAAAGUUGUAUACGCCUAAAACUGAAGAGGGGCAAAAACCAAUUAUUCUC
Molecule: messenger RNA, 1996 nt
Organism: Spinacia oleracea (spinach)
Lineage: Eukaryota; Viridiplantae; Streptophyta; Magnoliopsida; Caryophyllales; Amaranthaceae
Product: DEAD-box ATP-dependent RNA helicase 36
Exons: 6
Coding region: 205-1680 (491 amino acids)
Cellular component (GO): cytosol
Molecular function (GO): RNA helicase activity; nucleic acid binding; ATP binding
Source: RefSeq, a predicted model, not a curated record